ACUCAGAGCAGCAACACCAUUUGUUUGUUCUCCUGAGAGCUGAGCGUAAGCUGGGAGGGAAAGCAUCCAUCAACAUACAGUUGCCUUCAAUCAUCAAAAGGUCAAUCCUCAACUGAUUUCCCCAGAAGCCUCAUUUUCCACCAUGAAUGUGUCCCAGACAAUGGAGACAGAGGAGGAUCUCCUGACUUGUCUCCACAUAAAGUUUUACCACCCACAGCAGAGUUGCAGGGGCCUUUAUGGGGCACUGCCUCUGGGGAAGAGGAGCAGACACUCGGCCGAUGACCCUCUCAGGCUGGGCCGGGACGCCCAGGCCUGCACCUACGCCCUGCUCGACCCUCGGGUGUCCCGGAAACAGCUGGGCCUCUACGCCUACCGCACACCCCAGAGCCCAGACAUGCUGUUCACCAUCCAGAACCUGAGCCAGAAGGGGAGGCUGUCAGUGAACAGCUCUAGUCUGGGCUACCUGGAGAGGGCGGAUCUCCCAGACAAGGCCCUGAUCCGCUUCGGAGAGUAUGAAGUCGAGAUCCUCCGUGAGUCCGGCGAGGCCAAGGGCAGCUUUGAGGUGGAGUUUGAGGUGCUGGCCGUGCCUCCAUCCAGGGAGACGUGCAUGUGUGCACCUAGUAUGACACCUGUCAUGGACACAGGCUCAUGUGUGACGAAUGGUUGCACUGCUGAGCUCACAGCACUGGGCCCCCUGGAGACUGAUGAGACUCUCAUGUAUAAUUCAUGAGAUAUUAUAACCUGCUUUUACUUUAUUAUUGACUUACAUUUGAAAGCAAUGCAGAUUGCUGUGUCGUUGUGUAGUUGUUACAUUAGAAAACAUGCAUGCUUGUAUAUAAUUCCUGUUUAUGUGAAACUGUAUGACUUUGCACCCUUUAGUCCAUGUCUACAUAUUAACAAUUAAGCUGUGACCUUAAUAACCGCUACUUUUUAAAAGUAAAUGCAAAGAAGCCUUUUUUCCUACAAUUUCAACUUGGUCGCUAUACAUUUGUUUUUCAGUAAUAUACUUUUUGUGUAUGUUGUUUAUAAAUAUAAGCUGUGACCUUUUUUCCUACAUAUUUAACUUGAGCAGAGUACAUUUGUUUUUCAGUAAAAUACUUUUUGUGGGUAUGUUGUCUCAAAAUAUCUAAAAGCAGCCAGAGGUUUUGGAAAUUUCAGGGAAAGUCCCAGUCUCACAAUCAUGAGGCAUUUGAGGAUUUUCCAUCGCUCCAAAAUCCAGAACGGCCCUGAUGAACUGGUUUUUCAAGAUAUGCCUCAUCAAGUAAGUCUAUCUUACUCUGAGAUCGGGUUGCAGUGCAAAUCUGCUCUUCUACUUUGCGAAGAAAAUUCAAGCACUGCACUUUUCUUUAAUGAGUUUCACUGAGUGGAAGAAGUUUUCAAGUAUUUGUUCAUGUACUGCAAUAUAAAAUGAGUAAAAUAAUUUAAAUUUCUGAUCAA
Messenger RNA from Limanda limanda (common dab), 1437 nucleotides. It is a transcript of the gene tifa, whose product is annotated as TRAF interacting protein with forkhead associated domain. The transcript has 2 exons. The record is from RefSeq and is a predicted model, not a curated record. NCBI's taxonomy places the organism in Eukaryota, Metazoa, Chordata, Actinopteri, Pleuronectiformes, Pleuronectidae. Bases 143 to 730 code for a protein of 195 amino acids. Gene Ontology annotation, biological process: canonical NF-kappaB signal transduction. Gene Ontology annotation, molecular function: protein binding.